Molecule: messenger RNA, 1481 nt
Organism: Erythranthe guttata (spotted monkey flower)
Lineage: Eukaryota; Viridiplantae; Streptophyta; Magnoliopsida; Lamiales; Phrymaceae
Product: vitellogenin-2 protein
Source: RefSeq, a predicted model, not a curated record
UCUCAAAAAAAAAAAAAAGUCACACAUUUAUUGAAACAAAUUCUUUUCACGGGCCAUAUUGCACCAUUUUGCUAAUAUAAACAAGGGGUCAAAUUGCUAAUAUAAAUAAUAUCCAAGGACCAAAUAGCAACAAAUAAUGGGCGGAGCUGGAGCGCAAUCAGAAGUGGGGCCCAUGUAAGAAAAAAAAGAACGUCACCACACAUUUUGACAUUUUGACCACUAAAUGCCAAAUUCAUGAGUUAGCCGUUGAGACUCCCAUAGAAGAAACCUCUGCAGAAAAAACUUUCUUGAAAAAAGGGCAAAAGAAAAAACCUCGUUUGCUACAAUUCGGUCUGAUCAUUUCACUCUCACUAAAAAUGGACGAUUUCUUCUCCGACGACAGCGACGGCGAGAAGGCGGUGGAGGAGCUCCUAUCUCAGGCCAUGGAUUCCACAGUUCUCGAGCAGGUGGCCGCGAUCAACUGCGCCGGUUUCACCAAGACCGAUCUCCCUUCUCACCUCGAAACCCGCUUCCAGCGCCUCAAAUCUCUGCCGUCACCGGCGGCGAAGCACGCUCCUUUAGCAACAAAGAGCUUCAGUUUUUCAAAUCCAUCGGAAUUGAAGAAGAACGAACCGAAGAAAUCAGAUUCCGGCGAAGAAAAAUCCGCGGAGGACAAAGGCGAAGAGGUGCAUCCAAAGUGUUUGAAGAAAGUCCCAGAAGAGAAAAACUGCUUAUCUCGCAGCGAGAGCUUCUCGCCCCUGAAGAAGAAGAACCCACGAGUGAAAAUGGAGGAGAAGGGUACCAAAUCAUUUUCUUCGUCGUCUUCUUCCUUUGAGGGUUUCUCCAGUAGGUCCGUUUCGCCGCCGGCGAAGAGCGGCUGUUUUCUGUGUUCUCCUAAAAAAUCGGCAAGAAAGAAUAAAGAAAACAGGGGUUUGGAUUUGGGGAUUAAUUGGGGGAAGAAGCAAGAUAAUGAUGAUUUAUUAUCCGAUUUGAGUGAUAAUUCAAUGAGUUAUAAUCAGAGGAAGCUGAUCAAGAAAGCUAUCGCGGAGGAAGAAAAAAUUUGCAGGGAAGCUGAGAAAAUUGUGAAGUGGGCUAAGCAAUAUUCUUCCAGAAUGGAUGUUUCAAGCAUUGAAGAUGAGCUAAGUGAUGAUGAAAAUGCUAAGUUUCCGUAAAUCUUGUUAUAGUUUAUACAUACAGAAGAUAUAUAUAUAGUAUAGAGUAAGUGUUAUCUUUCUACAUAUAUGAAAUUGGUCGAACAAAAAAAAAAAUCGAGUAAAACGUGUGUUUCUGCGGUGUUCGUUGUUUGGAAAAAAAUCGAUGUAUGCGACAUUCCAAUUCGUUCGAAUACAUUGAUGUUGAAGUGAAAUUUAAUGUUGAUCGUGUUUCUUGUUACUGUUAUUUGAAAAUUUACAUCUUUUGAGCACAACGGUGAACGUACGACGAACUCGAGAAAAAAGAAAACAAAUGUUCAAUCCUGAAACUCGACUUUUGCAGAGUGUUUA